Messenger RNA from Peromyscus maniculatus bairdii (prairie deer mouse), 3039 nucleotides. The record is from RefSeq and is a predicted model, not a curated record. NCBI's taxonomy places the organism in Eukaryota, Metazoa, Chordata, Mammalia, Rodentia, Cricetidae.
CAUCUUGGUUAAGUCAACAGGGCUUUGGAGUACUUGACUUUCAGUUUUAUUUUUGCUGCAGCAUGUGAUUUUUUUGCAGCGUGUGUGUGUGUGUGUGUGUGUGUGUGUGUGUGUGUGUGUGUGUGUGUGUGUGUGGUGGAUGUGGGUUGGCUUAUAAAAAGAGGAGCAAAGGAAGCCAGAGGUAGGAAAGCAGAGUGGAGCCCGAGGCAGCCUAGAACUGUGCUUGCAGCUGUGGUGUGGGAACCAGAUUCUUCUAGCUUGGCACGUGGCUAUGGCCAGACCAGAAAUGAUGGCUCCCAUUUGCCUGGUGGAAAACUUCAAGGAGCAGCUGUCUGUGAACCAGAAAGCCAUCGAGAUCCUGGACACGAUUUCUCAGCCAGUGGUAGUCGUGGCUAUUGUUGGAUUGUAUCGGACAGGGAAGUCCUACCUGAUGAACCGUCUGGCAGGACAGAAUCACGACCACAGGGCCAGUCCAGAUAGACUCCUGAGGAGUGCUCUCCUCAGCCCUCUGCCCUCAUGUGUCUUCCAGGGUGACCCUAAGAAUGACUCCUGGAUCUUCGCUCUGGCUGUGCUUCUGAGCAGCACCUUCGUCUACAACAGCAUGAACACCAUCAACCACCAGGCCCUGGAGCAGCUGCAUUAUGUCACAGAACUCACCGAGCUGAUCAGGGCAAAGUCUUCCCCAAAUCCUGAUGGAAUAAAGAAUUCUUCAGAGUUUGUGAGUUUCUUUCCAGACUUCAUCUGGACUGUUCGGGAUUUCAUGCUGCGGCUGAAGUUAAAUGGAGAAGACAUCACAGAGGACCAGUACCUGGAGAAUGCACUGAAGUUGAUCCCAGGCAACCAUCCCAGAGUCCAAGCAUCCAAUUUGCCCAGGGAGUGCAUCCGACAUUUCUUUCCUAAAAGGAAGUGUUUUGUCUUUGACCGGCCAACGGAUGACAAAGAACUGUUACAAAAAAUUGAGACUAUCUCAGAAGACCAACUGGAUCCUAAGUUCCAGGAACAAACGAGGGCCUUUGUUUCUUACAUUUUCACUUAUGCAAAGAUCAAGACCCUCAGAGAGGGAAUUAAGGUCACUGGGAAUCGACUGGGGACUUUGGUGACGACCUACGUGGAUGCCAUCAACAGUGGAGCUGUGCCUUGUUUGGAUGACGCGGUGACAACUCUGGCCCAGCGUGAGAACUCAGCAGCUGUGCAGAAGGCAACUGACCACUACAGUGAGCAGAUGGCCCAGCGACUGAGUCUCCCCACAGACACACUCCAGGAGCUGCUGGAUGUGCACACAGCCUGUGAGAAGGAAGCCAUUGCUGUCUUCAUGGAGUAUUCUUUCAAGGACGAAAACCAGCAAUUCCAGAAGAAGCUGCUGGAAUUAAUAGAUGAGAAGAAAAGGAUUUUCAUGUUGAAGAAUGAGGAAGCAUCAGAUAAAUACUGCCAGGAAGAACUGAGUCGACUUUCAAAGCCUUUGGUGGAAAAUAUUUCAAUGUUUUCUGCUCCUGGAGGACACAGGCUCUACAUGGAAAUGAGGGAAAAGAUUGAACGUGACUAUGGGCAGGUGCCCAGGAAAGGGGUGAAGGCAAGUGAAGUCAUCCAGAGCUUUCUACAGUCACAGGCCACCAUCGAGAGUUCCAUCCUGCAGGCAGAUACAGCUCUCACUGCCGGGGAGAAGGCCAUUGCAGAGGAGCGGGCCCAGAAGGAGGCGGCUGAGAAGGAACAGGAGCUGCUAAGACAGAAGCAGAAGGAGCAGCAGCAACUGAUGGAGGCUCAGGAGAGAAGUCACAAGGAAAACCUAGAGCAACUGAGAACGAAGCUGGUGCAGGAGAGAGAGCAGCUCAUCAAAGACCACAAGACGAUGCUGGACAAGCAGCUGCAGAAUCAGAAGGCUUUGCUUGAAGAAGGAUUUAAGAAGAAAGCUGAGGCAAUGAAUGGAGAAAUACAGCGAUUGAGACAUAACGUCGAGGAUAUGAAAAAAAACAGUGGUUCCGUUUUUGAAAAAAUUCUAGGAGGAUUUGCUACAGUGAUUUCUGCUCCUGCUUUAUUGAUUUCAGAGGCUGUAAGAGGCAUUGCUUCACUAUUUAAAUAGAAUUCACUCUUCUUUUGAUGAAAUGAUAGAUUGUGAAUAUCUACUUUGUCUUUUUGUUUUGAAGCUUCGUGUUUUCAUUUUCAUUCAGCAAAUUUAAACAUAAAAAGUGCUUAUUAGAGGACAUCUAUACCUGCACCACAGUAGACAGAACAUAUGUAUACAUGUUUGCACAGACAAUGUUUGCUUUUAGGGAAUAAAUUUUUGAAACCAUUCAUAUGUAAGCUAUGUAAUUAGUCAUUAUACAUGGUGGCAGUUACUGUUGGUCAACUUGACUGGAUAUAGAAUCAUCCAGGGGACAAGCUCUUCUGCAUCCUGUGAGGACUAUCUCAGCUAGGUUAGUUUGUGGGGGAUCACAAGCUCUUCUGCACCCUAUGAGGACCAUCGACACCAGGUUAUCUUGUGGGGGAUCACAAUCUCUUCUGUACCCUAUGAGGACCAUCUCAACUGGGUUAGCUUGUGGGGGAUCAUCUCAAGUUGCUAUGGUAGGGAACCCAUCUGAAGUGUGGGCACCACUGUUCCUGUGGCCUGGGGACCUAGUUAAAAGGUGAGAGAAAGCUGGGCACUAACGUUCAUUUCUUGUGGCUUCCUGACUGUGGAUGUCCUGUGAUCAGCCAGCCUCCACUUCUUUCAGCAUGCCUUCUCCAACAUGCUCAAUGUGUCAUCUGGAACCAUGAACCAGAACAAACCAUUUCUUUCUAAUCUUGCUUUUGUUGGGGUGUUUUGUCACAACAAGAAGAAAAGUCAUUGAUAUUGUCAUAAUGGUGAUACAUUAGGAAACUACUUAAACAUCGUUGAAUCAGAUUGAUAACUAAUUUUAAUAUGUCUGGAUCCUAGAUUACUAUAUAGUCAAGAAACAAAUGUCAGUCAAGCUUUCUGUAUACUAAUGUAAACUGAGCUUAAAGAUUCCUUAUAAAAUAAAGUGAAAACACCAUGUAAUAGUGUGCUUAUUAUUAAAAAUGCUA